Molecule: messenger RNA, 1104 nt
Organism: Lottia gigantea (owl limpet)
Lineage: Eukaryota; Metazoa; Mollusca; Gastropoda; Lottiidae
Exons: 2
Coding region: 1-1104 (367 amino acids)
Molecular function (GO): nucleic acid binding; nucleotide binding
Source: RefSeq, a predicted model, not a curated record
AUGGAUGAAAUUUGUAAUAUAUUAAAGGAAUACAAUGCAAGUGACACUGAUAAUAUAAUUGAUUUAUUCAAAGAAUAUAGCGCUAGCACGAAAGAUAAAACGCAGGUUCAUUCGAGACUUAAAAAAAUAAAAUGUACUAAACUAAUGGCCUUUGAUGCUAACGGUUUGUACGCUUCCGCCAUGUCGGAUUUAGAUAGCGAAUAUCCGAGAGCGGAAAGUGGUAGACCAUUUCUACUGGAAGAAAAUAAAGAAUUUGUCAAGCUCUUUAAUGAACAGAAAUUCAGACCUAGAACUGCUAUUUUAAAAGUCUGGUUUGAAUAUCCCAAAAACAUGUUCUUCCAACCCAUACCAGCUAAAGAUAAAAUCACUUUCACGAAUAAAGAAGGUAAAAAGGAAAUUGGCACUAAAAUCAGAUUCAGAAAUGGUUUCUGUUCAGAUGUUUUAUCAUCGGUCGAUAUUCAAGAAAUAGUUAAAGCCGGUGGACGAAUUAUUAGAAUAUUAGAUGGUAUAGUAUACGAAGAAAAUUUUAAAACUCCACCCUAUAGAGAUUAUAUCUUAAUUUUGAGAGAUCUAAGAAAUAAAUAUAAACGAGAAGGCAAUAUCAAGGAUAUAACUACAUCGAGACAUCUAUGGAGUGAAGCGACUUUAAAAGCCAACUAUGAUUCACAUGUCAAAAGUUAUGAAAAAGUAAAUGAUAGUCAAUAUAUAGUUGAGAUAAAUGAAGAAGAAAAAGAAUUUAUUCCUCCUAAAUCUACACGACUAACACCUAGUCAUUUGGGAUCAUUCGUUUUAUCUCACAGUAAAAAAAUAAUGAAUAAUUUUAUUCGCGUGAUAGAUGGAUCUUAUAAGCCUGAAAUAUACUAUACGGAUACCGAUAGUUUAUACAUUUCGUCUAGCAAUUGGGAUAAAUUAAAUGAAGCUGGGUUGGUGUCCGAAAAUGAUUAUUGUAAAGGAAAGAAUGAUUAUGGUGAUGGUGGAAUUAUAUUUGGUUUAUACAAAGUUAAAUACAAUAUCAUUCUAACUUCCGAUGGUGUUUUAAAAGAAAAGAAAACGUUUAAGGGUUACUCUAAAGAUAAGAUAUCCGUAGAAGAUUAUAUUCGAUAA